CCUCUAAGAUAUUGCUAUGAUUUUCUUUUGUCAUUCUUACAGACUCCGCCGCGGUAGGCGCUCGUCGCCUUUCGAUUAAAAAAAAAACUUUUUUUUGUGUGUGAACUCCCACAAAUAGUAGUUUCUUUAAGCAACGGGAAAAUUCCUUUGAAAAUGAUCACAGCACUCACGGUCCUAGCAUUACUAGCCGUGCCCACCUUCGAGCAGGACUCCCAAGGCUCCACUCCCAUCUCGCCAUGUCCCAACGUGUUCAUGUACGAGCCUCCAGGGUCGGAGCCGGGAAGGUGGUACGGAGUGGUCAACCUGUCCACUGACAGUACGCUGCAUUCGCUGUGGUUGAAUAUCGUGCUGGAUAAUAAGGCUGAUAUACUUGGGAACUGGGUUGGCGAUGUCUCGACAACAGACAAUAAGGACUUCAAGAUUGAAAAUGCUGAAAUGCAAAUCAGCCCCGGCCCUGCUGUGGCCGUGCGGUUCUUCGUCCAAUUUAACCCCCUCAACAAGACUCCAAGACUUCAAGCCAUCAGACUGAAUGGAAGGGAGAUCUGUAAUGCCAACACUCCUAGGCCAGUCGACAAUGAUAGGCCUGACUUACAAGAGCCUGUGAGACGGCCUACAACACGACCUAACAUGGGGAUUGAUCUGAACACGACGCCCGUAAGAGUUCCGCCUAGGGAGUCUCCCAGUCCAGUUUUUCAGAGACCUAGCAACAAUGCUGUUCCUGCUAAUAUCCCCAACGACAACCCAUCACAAGACCUGGACAGACCGGGCAAUGGUUUUGUCCUCACCACGUUAAGACCAGAUCGCUGGUCUACCAAGAAGCCCGUAAGUACAACGUCGCGAGACACUGAUUACUGGGAAGGCCCAGCGUUCAUCACUUUACCAGCACAAGAUAGUACUAACUCUAAAACUCCUGGUGGGCAGGCUCAGUGCGGCAAAGUGGUGUUAAACCCAAUACCACUGGUGGUCAAUGGGACACCCACUUUGGAAGGCCAAUGGCCCUGGCAGAUUGCAUUAUACCAGACUCAGACCGUUGACAACAAGUACAUCUGCGGUGGUACUCUAGUGACCCAUCGUCAUGUGAUCACAGCCGCACACUGUGUCACCAGGAAGCAGUCACAGCGGCUGGUAGACCAGAACACCCUGACGGUCUACUUGGGGAAGCAUAACUUGAGGACUUCGGUAGAAGGGGUGCAAGUUAGAUUUGUAGGAAAAAUAACAGUGCACCCAGACUACAACGCGACUACAUUCAGUCGUGAUGUGGCCAUCUUGGAGCUCAGAGAGCCGGUGCAGUACUCUGAUUGGAUCCGACCAGCUUGUCUGUGGCCUGACAAUGAAAUCGCGCUGAAGAAUGUCAUUGGGAAGAAGGGUUCGGUGGUAGGCUGGGGUUUCGACGACACGGGCGUGGCGACUGAAGAGCUAAGCCUGGUGGAGAUGCCUGUGGUCAGCCAGGAGACCUGCAUCAGGUCAUACAGCGAGUUCUUCGUGCGCUUCACCUCGGACUACACUUACUGCGCCGGUUAUAGAGAUGGACUCUACAAUGAAAAAACCGGCGUUAGGGAAAGUACGUCAGUCUGCAACGGCGACAGCGGCGGCGGCAUGGUGUUCCGUCAAAACGGCAUCUGGUACCUCCGCGGCCUCGUCUCCUUAUCUGUGGCGAGGCAGAACGAGUACCGCUGUGACCCCACACACUACGUCAUAUUCACAGACUUAGCCAAAUUCUUGCCCUGGAUCUAUGCUACUGUGUCAGAUUUCUGAUCUUUUUAUUAAUAAAGAUUAAUUCUGUUAUUGG
Helicoverpa armigera (cotton bollworm) is the source of this 1789-nucleotide messenger RNA. Its product is annotated as transmembrane protease serine 9. The transcript is spliced from 11 exons. Gene Ontology annotation, molecular function: serine-type endopeptidase activity. Gene Ontology annotation, biological process: proteolysis. The record is from RefSeq and is a predicted model, not a curated record. The coding region runs from base 154 to 1755 and encodes 533 amino acids. NCBI's taxonomy places the organism in Eukaryota, Metazoa, Arthropoda, Insecta, Lepidoptera, Noctuidae.